Molecule: messenger RNA, 429 nt
Organism: Amborella trichopoda
Lineage: Eukaryota; Viridiplantae; Streptophyta; Magnoliopsida; Amborellales; Amborellaceae
Source: RefSeq, a predicted model, not a curated record
AUGUUUAAUGCUGGAGGUAGAAGAUUCUCAGUGGUUGGAAUCCCUCCAUUAGGAUGCUUGCCUCUGAUUAGGAAUGCACUACUCGCUGGGGACUGUGCGCUAUUCUUCAAUGACAUUGCCAUAUCUUUCAACAACAAAAUCAAGACUGCUCUUGCCACAUUCGCCAAAGUGUUGGGUCUUGACGUUAAAGUUGUCUAUGCCGAUAUAUAUGAAGUCAUACAAGAUGCAGUGCACAAUCCUUCGAAAUAUGGUUUCGUCGAGGCUUCAAGGGGUUGUUGUGGAACUGGACUGCAGGAAUUCGGAGCUACUUGUAGGGGACAACCGACCUGCUCCGAUCCCAUCAAAUAUGUGUUCUUUGAUGCUGUUCAUCCAACUGAAAGGAUGUAUAGUUUCAUGGCAAACACCAUAGUCACCAGGGAUCUUUACUAA